AUGACGAUCAACAUGUGCAUGAUGAUUUUUAUGUCAUUUUUCGGUCGAACAUACAACAACUUAUCAUCAAUUUCCGAGUGUAAAAACAACGGCGAAUGUGUCAUCAACAAGAAAAAUCGAACGGCUUGCAAGGCGUGCCGUUUACGAAAAUGUCUUCUGGUUGGAAUGUCAAAAAGUGGAUCACGAUAUGGUCGACGUUCAAACUGGUUCAAGAUUCAUUGUCUCCUUCAGGAGCAACAAAACAAAGCUAACAACAAUAGCAUCACUCAGAAUGGUAACAACAAUAACUCACCCAACCCAUCACAAAACCAUCCCGGAAAUACGAACAUCCUACCGAAUGAUUUCAUCUCAUCGCAUUUCUUAGCAAAUUUAUACAAUAAUUAUAACAACAAUAACAAUAAUAAUAAUAAUAAUAAUAACAAUGGAACUUUAAAGAAUCAAGAGAUAAAGCGAGUUAGUUCACCAAGCGAUUCAGGAGCGUCUUCAGCAGAUCCGGAAGAGAACAACCUUAAAUUCCAUAACAAUAACAAUGUCAUCACCAAAAGUAAAAACCUCAAUUUAUUAAAGCCACGAUCGAACAGCUUUAGUGAAAAGACAAAUUCAUCGCCUAAUGAUGGUUACAUCAGCCCAGUAACAAUUGGACGUAAGAUUAACAACCUUAACAGUUCAAUGAAGCCAAUGUCACCCUUCCUGCCAUUUACUCUUCAUCAUUCGCUUUCAUCAUCCGCGUUGUCGUCGCGUACACCAAGCACACCCGAGUAUUUCAUGUUGCCGUUACCGCAAAUAUCUCUCACGCCAAGUCCCCUUCAGAAGCUCACGUUUAGCAAUGAACAGCACGAACCAAUUGAUUUAUCGUUGAAAUCAAAUAAACGGCUGCGUGAUUAUGAGAUUGAACAAACGGUUGACGUUAAAACGAUACGAUCAUCGACACCCUUGUCGGCUUCUCCUGUUCAUGAAACAUCCAAAACAGUUCCUUUAGAUUUAACACUCGUUCGCACAAACUAA
Clunio marinus is the source of this 1005-nucleotide messenger RNA. The record is from the annotation of a GenBank genome assembly. Lineage: Eukaryota; Metazoa; Arthropoda; Insecta; Diptera; Chironomidae.